CUGGGGGGGAGAAGGUGUGGGCAGCUUGGAGUUUGUUUCUGAUCAGAAACUCGUCAGGGACAAGGGAGCAACACGGGGUUGGAUAGCAGCACUCUGCCUGGGGGUGUGACUUGGGACAGCAGGUGUUUUGAACAGCGCCUGAAUCUGGCAGGUUAAACCCGCCCGAAUUCCUUGGCAUUUCGCACCGUGCCUGAGAAACGUGUGUGAAGGGAUUAUUCGUGAGCGUGCGGCAGCGUUGGUUGAUCCCCGAGCCCAAGCGGCAAGAGCGUCUGAUUUAGUGCCUGCGAGUCUCUCCGCCGGCCGGGCCCGCGCUCCGGCCAUGCGCGCGCUGCGGGGCGCGGGGCUGCGGGCGCCGCUCUCAGUAGCAUGGUUGAUUUCAUGGUGUUCCGUCAUAGCUGGGCCCCCAGGAGAGAAGAUGAUUGCUGCUGCAGGAUCCUGCAUUAUGCUCCCUGGACUGGAUCAGUUGCAGGGUGUUAGCCUCAUGCAGUGGAAAUUUUCUGAGCAGUACCUCGUGAUUUAUCAUGUCAAUAACUCCAGUUUUCCUGACGUUGUGGACCAAGACCGAUUUCUUUUCCAGAAGUCAAAUGGAUCUCUCCAGAUCUGUAGAUUAAAAGUGAGUGACAGUGGGAUCUAUACCCUAAUAAUAAACAUGAAGAAGCAAAAUGAGAGAUCCAUCCAACUAGAAGUUGUUGAGCCCGUGUCCCAGCCGGAACUCUGGAGCAACUUGUCCUUGAUCGGCCUUAGCACUGAGCUGGUGUGCAGCACAUCAGUUGAGAAAGUGGCUAAAUAUCAGUGGAAGAAGGAUGGGAAGCCCCUCCCUAUAGAAAGCCAUUACCAGCUCUCUCAGAAUAACAGUGUGUUACUCAUACUAAACACUACCUGGUCUGACAAAGGCUCCUAUAGUUGUAAUGUCAGCAAUGAGGUCAACUGGCAUGAAGUUUCCCUGGAGCUACCUGUUCAACAAUACAGAAAGAGAAUAUGGAUGCUGCUCUCAGUUGGAAUAUGUAUGAUUGCCUAUGUUGUCACUGGUUUCUUCAUUUUUAAAUCCAGCUCAUGAGUAUGUUUUUUUUAAAUUCUGACUUUUAUCAGAAGAAGGAUCUUUUGGGGAAAAGAGCUUGCAACAGAACUUCCUUGAAUGUCUUGUGUGAUGUCCUAGUCAAUUUCUGGAAUAAUUAAUGAAGUGCUUUAUGGUGAGCAGAACCAGAUGCUUCAGAGAAAGAUGCACGAAACCAUGCAGUGAGCAGUUACGGAACAAUCCAUUCCCAAGGAGGUCUCUGAACUCUCUGUGAUGUUAUUGACAUAAACUGUGACUGUAUAGAUCAUUGUUGCAAACACUGUUAUAUAUGUGCAGCAAAUAUUGUACAAAGGUUGUCAUGUGAGGUGUCUGUAAAGAGGUUAUGAUUUGCUGGUUAUGCUAUCUGUAUGUGUGUAUCAUUUUUGUAGUUGAAGUUAUGAAAAUUGGCUAUGUACUUGUAUCUCAAUGUGUUUUGAUUCUAAGUAGACUCAGUGAAGCAUUUGGUCAGCUUCUUGAGAAAGGAAUUUGCAGAUGAAGUGCCCAAUCAAGAAACACUUAACUGACAAUAGAUUUGGGGAGACGCCAAUCCGUAUCUGAGCUUUCCUGGGAACGUUCAAACUAACAUGUAAACAGUGGCAUCGGCCUGCAGACUGAGUCAUGAAUGGGCAUGAGACUUGCCCAUGGGACUCCAGACUCCAUCUUGCUGCUGUGAUUUUUCCACAGUAAGAACAAAGGGGUGUCCUUCCAUGGGCAGAGAAUAUAAAAGGCCCUGGAAACUGCUCCAUCUUGUCUUCAAUCCUGCUUCUGACCUCUGGAGGAACUUUGCUACAAACUGAAGCUCUGAACAAAGGACUGAAUGACCCAUCCCAGCUAUGGAUGUACUCCAGAGACUUGAUUUGAACCUGCAGUUUAUUACACCACUGCUACAAGCCUGAACCAAGAACUUUGCCGUUACUGUAUGAAAUUGAUUCCAUUUAACUAAUUCUAGCUCUCAUCUGUAUUUUUUCCUUUUAUGAAUAACCCUAUAGAUUUUAGAUUCUAAAGGAUUGGCAACAGCGUGAUUUGUGGGUAAGAUCUGAUUUAUAUAUUGACCUGGGUCUGGGGCUUGGUCCUUUGGGAUCGAGAGAACCUUUUUUCUUUUACUGGGGCAUUGGUUUUCAUAACCAUUCAUCCCUAUAAUGAGUGGCACUGGUAGUGAUACUGGGAAACUGGAGUGUCUAAGGGAAUUGCUUGUAUGACUUACGGUUAUCCAGUGGGGUGAAACUGAAGUCGUCUCUGUUUGGCUGGUUCAAUGUGCCUUAGAGGUGGAGAACCGCCAACCUGGGGCUGUAACUGCCCUGCUCUAAGCAAUUUGUCCUGAAUUGAUAUGCUCAGGUGUGUCCCACCAAAGGCAGCUUCAUUACAGGUGUCCUAGUCAAUUUCUGGAAUAAUUAAUGAAGCACUUUAUGGUGAGCAGAACCAGAUGUUUUAGAGAAAGGUGCAAGAAACCAGGCAGUAAGAAGUUAUGGGACAAUCUGUUCCCAAGGAGGUCUCUGAACUCUCAAUUGUUGGAUUAACAUAUACUGUGAAGAAUUAAGGCUUGAGUGUCAAGGAGGGUUUGAAGUAGCCAUUUCAACACUUGUGUGUUCAAUCCUCAUUAUUAUAAUGCUGGAUGUUUCUGUUCUCCAUAUAAAUAUCCAAACCAUUUUUAAUUCUUCUAAGCUGAGUCCUGGCCUUAAUGAUAUCUCAUAGCAGUGAGUUCUGCUCACCUCAGCUGGUGUCUAGCUGAGCAUGGAUGAGGGUCAAACCCAGAGGUGAUGGAGGGUUGGGAGAAGUGGAAGAGGUAGUAUCAGCCCUUCUGGGGGAAUUCGUCUAUUUAGAGUUUGCUACUUAGGGAUGAUUUUUAGACCCCAAACUGCUGUUUGAUCAUAUGACAGUGGUAACCCAGUCAGUGUCAGGUUUUUUGUUUUUAUGGGGUUUUUAUAAACCGGGCACAUCACAGGGUAGGAGGCUGUGACCUUGCCUGCUGGAUGCAGAGCUUGCUACUGUUAUCCAGGCUUUUGUCAUCUCGAGAUUAGACUACUGCAGUGCACUCCGCAGGUGGCUAGACUUUAAAACCAGUCAGAGACUGAGGCUAUGUCUACACUAGAGACUUUCCAGCAGCACAGUUGUACCAAUGCAGCUGCACUGCCGGAAGGUCUCCCAUGUAGCCGCCAUAUGCUGGCGAGAGAGAGCUCUCCCAUCGACAUAAUUAACUACCCCCAACAAGUGGCAGUAGCUAUGUCAGCAGAAGAGUGGCACUGACUGCCUCUUGGUCUCUGGUGGAAUUUAAAGUGUUGGUUAUGACCUACAAAGGGCUAACUGUCUUGGUGCUGGCCUUCUUGAGGGAUUGCUUCGCUUGCCAUGCCAUGCUGCCGGAGCUGCAGUCAGCAGGGGCAUUCAGGCUGGAUCCUUAUAAAAGAGAGGCGGCAGCUGGCAGCCUAUUCUCUGUGAAGGCUCUGGAACCUGCUCCUCUUGGUAUGAAAUAGCCCACAUUUGGUAACUUCCUAGGCAUGGUGCAAAAGACAUGUCUCUGAUAAGGGCUCUGGAAACAAUGUGGAGAGGUGACCAGUUGGCCAAGUUCCUGUGGAACUAAUUUUAAUGCUGCUGAGACUCAGUGGUAUUUAUUGUGUAAUUAAUUAUGUAAGGACACCUAGAGCUUUGGAUUGGUAGAUUUAAAUCUAAAUAGAGAAAAUAUUUUAUCACUUCCUUCCACUGUUUGCUUCUGUUGUUAUUGUCCCAUGAAACAAUACCAUCAAUGAUAUUCUGUUAGUGUUUAAAUAAACUUGUACUUAAUCUCACCUAUAUG
This is a messenger RNA of Chelonia mydas (Green sea turtle), 3842 nucleotides long. RefSeq names its product HEPACAM family member 2. The record is from RefSeq and is a predicted model, not a curated record. The transcript is spliced from 5 exons. Bases 320 to 1057 code for a protein of 245 amino acids. NCBI's taxonomy places the organism in Eukaryota, Metazoa, Chordata, Testudines, Cheloniidae.